UAGAAAUUUUACUUAUUUUUCCAUGUACUCUCGUGAAUAAGGGUUGUAUAAUAUAUUGCAACUAAAAAAAAACAUGUUGGGAGGCUGUCUGAAAGGUGGCAUUGACAAGUGUAAUUUGUAUAGAGUUGCCGGUGUCCUCAAUAGGCGGUUUUCGAGCCGCUUAGAUGCAUUGGACUACGAAGAAAAAUUAGAAGAUUGCUUGUCAGUACUACCAUCCAAAGCAAAGGUGGUAAUAUGCGGCGGGGGUGUAAUGGGGGCGGCUGUCGCGUACCACCUGGCCAACCGGGGGUGGGGUGACAGAACCGUAGUCGUCGAGAAAGAAAAAGUGGGUGCAGGGAGUCGCUGGCAUUCAUCAGGCCUUGUUGGAGCAUUCAAGCCAACUCUUGCUCAGGUGAGGCUUGCCCAGUCCUCAAUUAGGCUUCUUAAGGAGCUUGAGGCUCGUGGUAGGCCCACAGGGUGGAAACAAUGUGGUUCACUAUUAUUGGCAAGAACAAGAGACCGCAUGACUGUUUACAGAAGAAUGAAAAGUCAGUCUGUAUCGUGGAGCAUAGAUUGUGACUUAGUUACACCAAAGAAAUGUCAUGAAUUAUUUCCAAUGCUGAAUGUUGAAGAUGUGCUUGGAGGCCUGUGGAUUCCAGGUGAUGGUGUAGGAGACCCGCAUUUGCUCUGUAUGUCUCUUAUGAGAGAAGCAACUGAUAAAGGUGUGGGUGUGAUGGAAGAUUGUUCCGUGACAGCUGUGCUAUCGAAAGACGACAAAGUGUCUGGAGUGGAAACUACAAAUGGUGCAAUCGAGUGUGAUUACUUUAUCAACUGUGCGGGCUUUUGGGCUAGACAGGUCGGACAGUUGGCACGACCGCAGGUGAAGGUACCCUUACUACCAUGUGAACAUUACUAUCUGCAUACCAAGCCCAUUGAUAAUCUUGAUCCAAAGACUCCAGUCAUCCGAGACCCAGAUGGUUAUAUAUAUCUUCGAGAAAGAGAUGGAUGCAUUUUAGCAGGUGGAUUCGAACCAAUUGCGAAACCUGUUUAUGAAGAAGAAAUCGAGAACGCGUCACAACGUUGUUUGCCCGAAGACUGGGAUCACUUCCACGUGUUGCUGCAGGAGUUGCUGCAACGGGUGCCCGGUCUGAACCAGGCCGUGCUCCACAAGCUGUGCAACGGACUAGAGGCAUUCUCUCCUGACUGCAAGUGGAUCGUCGGAGAAGCACCAGAGAUGUUGAACUACCACGUGGCGGCCGGCAUGAAGACUGUGGGCAUUUCCGCUGCUGGUGGCGUCGCUGAGGCGACGGUUGACGAGAUCAUCGACGGCUACAGCAAGUACGAUAUGCAUGAGUUGGGCGUCAAUCGUUUCCUUGGACUGCACAACAACAAGAGAUUCCUUAGAGACCGCGUUAAGGAGGUUCCAGGCGUUCAUUACGGCCUUCCGUAUCCGUUCUACGAAUUCGAGACUGGUCGUAACUUGCGCUUGUCUCCCAUCUACCCGACGCUGAGAGACAACGGAGCAGUCUUCGGUCAGGUCAUGGGCUACGAGAGACCAACGUGGUUCGAGACCGUAGAGAAUGAGAGCGAGAAACCGCGUCCGUUCAAGAUAGCGCACACGAGAACUUUCGGGAAGCCGCCCUGGUUCGACGCGGUGCAGCGCGAGUACUGGGCGUGCCGGGAGCGGGUCGGUCUCUCCGACUACUCCUCCUUCACCAAGAUAGAUAUACAGUCUCAAGGUCGCGAGGUGGUGGAACUCCUGCAGUAUCUCUGUUCGAACGACGUGGACGUUCCCGUCGGGAGUAUCAUUCACACUGGGAUGCAGAACGAGCGAGGGGGUUACGAGAAUGACUGCAGCCUGGCUAGGAUAUCGGAGAACCAUUACAUGAUGAUAGCUCCGACGAUCCAGCAGACGCGCUGCAAGGUGUGGCUGAAGCGACACCUGCCCAGCAAUGGGUCGGUGACCCUCGCCGACGUGACGUCGAUGUACACCGCCAUCUGCGUCAUGGGUCCGUUCACGAGGAGUUUGCUCUCCGAACUGACCGACACUGACCUGUCGCCUUCGAACUUUCCGUUCUUCACGUUCAAGGAAAUCGACGUCGGUCUGGCCAAUGGGAUACGGGCGAUGAAUCUGACGCACACCGGAGAGCUGGGAUAUGUGCUCUAUAUACCUAACGAGUUUGCUCUCCACGUGUACAAUCGCCUGAUGACUGUGGGUGAGAAGUACGGGAUAAGCCACGUCGGUUAUUAUGCGUCGCGUGCGCUACGCGUCGAAAAGUUCUUCGCUUUUUGGGGCCAGGAUCUCGAUACGAUGACGACUCCUCUAGAAUGUGGACGCACGUGGCGUGUUAAAUUCGACAAAGACAUAAAGUUCAUCGGUCGGGAUGCCCUCCUGAAGCAGCGGGAGGACGGUAUCCGACGUCAAUAUGUCCAAUUGUUGUUGACCGACCACGACCACGAGCUGGACCUUUGGUCGUGGGGCGGGGAGCCGAUAUAUAGAGACGGGAACUAUUGUGGUCAGACAACCACCACCAGUUACGGAUUCACAUUCAAGAAACAGGUAUGCCUUGGUUUCGUCGAGAAACGCGAUAAGGACGGUGUUACGCAGAAAGUUGACAACGAUUACGUUCUGAGCGGCCAUUAUGAGAUCGACAUAGCCGGGAUAAGGUACGCGGCAAAAGUAAAUCUGCACUCCCCGAACUUACCAACGAAGUAUCCCGACAAGGAACGCGACGUCUACCAGGCAACGAGGAAACUGCACGAGCCCCAACAGUUCCUCGGCCGGCAUUACCAGCCGUAAAACUGUAUCCAGCCGAACUGGAAUGCUGAACUUUGUCAAGGAAUUCAAAAUGCUUGCAAUCUAAGAUAACAAACAGUAUAAAAUUAAUAGUUGUAAUACCUAAUUAUAUAGAUAUAAUAUAGCUUCUUCAUAGUUACAUUUAUUCCUCGAUUAAGUAUAAAAGUAAUCGAUUUUCGCUAUUAGUAAAUAUUUUCAUGAACAUAAAUGUCUGUCUAACUAAAGAGCAGACCAAAAAAGGAAUGAAAAUUUGA
Bombyx mandarina (wild silkworm) is the source of this 3030-nucleotide messenger RNA. Its product is annotated as pyruvate dehydrogenase phosphatase regulatory subunit, mitochondrial. The record is from RefSeq and is a predicted model, not a curated record. Gene Ontology annotation, molecular function: protein binding. NCBI's taxonomy places the organism in Eukaryota, Metazoa, Arthropoda, Insecta, Lepidoptera, Bombycidae. Gene Ontology annotation, cellular component: mitochondrion.